AUGCGAUCAUGGAUGUCGGUCUUCACAUCAUCAUCACCAUCACCAUCACCUCCUUUGGGAAAUCCAUAUCCUGGUCCUUUGGCAAAUCCAUACCCUGGCUCUUGGUUUAAUUCAUAUACUGGUCCUCGGCUAAAUCCAAAUCCGAUUGGAAUCCCACCUUUUCAACGACGAUAUAAGCGAUCAUUAUCAAUAUUUGAUGACAACAGGAGAAGUAAGAAUUUAGCUAACAAUGCUAAGCAGUGGCAAGUGGAACAAAGGUUCACUGAUCGUGCUCGUGAAUCUAUCAAAUCACACCAGCCAUUGCAUGAAAUUAACAGCUAUGAUCGUCAAGGUUAUUUCGACAUACCGACAUUAUUAACUGACAAAACUGACAACCAAAUGUUAGUUAGUAUUGAUGAAACUCUUGAUAAAUCUUUUCAAACUGCAACAAAGGAUGAAAGCAACAACCAGCUUUGA
Messenger RNA from Rotaria sordida, 456 nucleotides. The record is from the annotation of a GenBank genome assembly. NCBI's taxonomy places the organism in Eukaryota, Metazoa, Rotifera, Eurotatoria, Philodinida, Philodinidae.